CGCACCUUCCCACGCUGCCCCCGCUCCAUCCCCAGGCUGGGUCCCCGCACACCCUCACCCUUCAGAAACUCACCCGAUCGCUUCCCCGUUGGUGACACCUGGCAGCCAGCUGGGCCAGCCCUCUGUGUGGCAUGCACGCCACGCCGUCUCUGCUCUGCCCCUGUCCCCACCUAGAGUGUUCCUUGUCCUCAGGGCCCAGCUCAGGGCUUGCCUUCUCUCAGCUGCUGCCCCACCUGCCAUUCGGAAGGGACUUCUUCAUCCCUCGAGUUCCCAUAGCACUUUCUGUCCCAGUGAGAGGCCUCGUUUCUGCGUUGUGUUUGCACUGGUUCCAUUCGGGGAGCGGGCUGUAUCUGGACCAGCCCUGUGCACGGAGAGCAUCUAUAGACUAGUGUUGUCCAUGGGGAGAGGUGACCCUCCCUGCCCCGUGUGGCACAGCCCAGCCGGCGGGUGUGGGGCGCUGUGGGCCUCUGUUCUGCUGUGGGGGCCUGGCCGUCUGCUGGUCCUCUCACCCGGGAGUCCACUCAGCUGCCAACACUGCCUUCUGGAAUCUCACGUCUCAGGCCACUUCGUGCUUAACCCGGAGUAGUUGCAGCUCGCUGCCCUUUGGAGUGAAGGCUGAGUUGGCAACCAUGACCUAGAGGACCCCGAGUUUCCCCUUGGAAGAGCCCCUCGCCCUUGCGUCUUCCCAGUUGCUGUGCGAAUGUGUCCUCCUCCCUGGUGUCGGCUGCUGUGUCACAUCCCCUGGCGCCCGUCAUCUGCCCGCCCCUAUGCCCCUCUGUGGCCCUCACGCACGGUGGUGUGUGUCCGCCUGCUUCUCUCCCUGUUCGCAGCACUGCACCCCGUGGCGAGCCUAUCCACAUGCUCAUGACCGAAGCUAGGAGGCGGGGUCCUCGGGGUCCCAGAGAGGCUGGAGGCUUCAGUUCCGUGCUUUGCUCUCCUUUAACCGUAGAUCAGGAUCCUGUCUACCGUGGGGUCAGAAGCUACCAGGUCAGGUGUCCUGUCGGGAAAGGAAAGAUGGAGAAGCCAGGACGCCGGGUCUCCUGCUCUGACAUGAAGAUAGCUUUGCGAAACGACUUAAAUACGGCUCUUGUCAGGAGGCACUGCCCUCCGAGGGGAACCGCCAGUGCUGAGUUUGGUGCCUGGGCAGAGACGCGGCUGCUGACAGCAUGACAAGCGAGGUGAUCGAGGACGAGAAGCAGUUCUACUCCAAGGCCAAGACGUACUGGAAGGAGGUCCCGGCCACUGUGGACGGCAUGCUCGGGGGGUAUGGCCACAUCUCCAGCAUCGACAUCAACAGCUCCCGGAAGUUCCUGCAGAGGUUUCUGAGGGAAGGCCCGAACAAGACGGGGACCUCAUACGCCCUGGACUGUGGAGCCGGCAUUGGGAGGAUCACCAAGCGGCUGCUCUUGCCUCUCUUCGGAGUGGUGGACAUGGUGGACGUAACAGAGGACUUCCUGGUCAAGGCUAAGACCUACCUGGGCGAGGAGGGCAAGCGAGUGAGGAACUUCUUCUGCUGCGGCCUGCAGGACUUCAGCCCCGAGCCACAGUCAUACGAUGUGAUCUGGAUCCAGUGGGUGAUAGGCCACCUGACCGAUCAGCAUCUGGCCGAGUUCCUGCGGCGCUGCAAGCGGGGCCUGCGCCCCAAUGGCAUUAUUGUCAUCAAGGACAACAUGGCCCAGGAGGGCGUCAUCCUGGACGACGUGGACAGCAGCGUGUGCCGCGCCCUGGACGUGGUGCACAGGAUCGUCCGCAGCGCAGGCCUCAGCCUCCUGGCCCAGGAGCGGCAGGAGAACCUCCCAGACGAGAUCUACCACGUCUACAGCCUCGCCCUGAGAUGAGCGGGCCAGCGGAGCGAGGGACCAGUGUGGGGCCAGGGACUGGCGGCCAGGCAAGGCCCAGAAGCGCCACGUUGAUGGUUUGGGAGUGUUGAGCGGGGUCACUAAAUAUACCUGUCUGCCGUCCACUGCCAAA
Molecule: messenger RNA, 1971 nt
Organism: Bubalus bubalis (water buffalo)
Lineage: Eukaryota; Metazoa; Chordata; Mammalia; Artiodactyla; Bovidae
Gene: NTMT1
Product: N-terminal Xaa-Pro-Lys N-methyltransferase 1
Exons: 4
Coding region: 1167-1838 (223 amino acids)
Cellular component (GO): cytoplasm
Molecular function (GO): N-terminal protein N-methyltransferase activity
Source: RefSeq, a predicted model, not a curated record